Molecule: messenger RNA, 1866 nt
Organism: Lasiosphaeria miniovina
Lineage: Eukaryota; Fungi; Ascomycota; Sordariomycetes; Sordariales; Lasiosphaeriaceae
Product: extracellular mutant protein 11-domain-containing protein
Exons: 1
Coding region: 1-1866 (621 amino acids)
Biological process (GO): nucleolar large rRNA transcription by RNA polymerase I
Cellular component (GO): RNA polymerase I core factor complex
Molecular function (GO): RNA polymerase I core promoter sequence-specific DNA binding; TBP-class protein binding
Source: RefSeq, a predicted model, not a curated record
AUGCCGACCGCAAAGAAGAAGCUGGGCGGGAUGGGGGGUUUGUUCAUGCGCCAGUCCGAUGGCAGUGUGAGUGGUCCUGGAAACAGCAGCAGCAGCAGCAAUCCCAGGGCAGGCGUGGUGGGCCUACCUGCAAGUCCCGCGCCAGUGGUAGGCCACGCACAGGCACUGGCCCAGGCACAGGCACAGGCACAGGCCCAUCUCCAGCAGCUGCAACCCCCACCAGAAAUUGUCACCGCCCGGCAACAAGCUCAAGACGCGCCAACAGUAACCACGCGCUCCAUACCCGUGCCCAAGGGCAGCCGUUUUGCCGCCACCAGUACGCCUGCCGCUUCUUCGAGCCUCCCUGCGCAACAUUUUCACCCGAUGCAGCGGACCAGGACGUCGGCCUCGGACAACGCUGGCGCCGGCAGUGGUGGUGCUGCUGGUACUGCGCGUGGCCAAAACGCGUGGGAAGACUCGACCGUUGCCUCAAUGUUUGGCGACAACGAGAGCAGGGCUGCAUCCGACAGCAGAUAUCGUGGUCACCAGCCCGCCCACGGCCGCCACUACAGUGACGCUCCCUACCAGCGCCCGCACCAAUCCCACGCCCCUCCGAGUCCUCCCAAGACUCAACAACAGCAGCAGCAGCAGCAGCACAAUCAAAAUCAACGUAGUCGGCACGAUGAGAACUUGCCGUUUGUCAUUGGCGAGAACGGAUUGCUCAAGGUCAUAACGCCACCCAAUGGUCCGAUCAGCCACACUACUGUGCCCCUGGUGACCGGCAUCUCGAGCGGCAUCCCCCACAACCACCAGGCCGUCCGUUUAGACGACGUAUAUCAAGACGAGCGCCAGCUGUACGAUUCCCCCCCUAGCAAACUUAACCUCAGACGUACCAAGCUUCCACACAGGGAUGCCCGUGACCUGAAGAGAGACUCCUUCUCGGACAGAUCAGAGGGCCAGGGCCUGGGAAUGUCCCCGGACAGAAAUUCCGAAGCUGGGAGCCAUAUAGACAAGCUCCGACUAGAAGAGCGAGUGCGCCGUGACCGCGAACGUGAGCGUGAGCGUGAGGAGGAGCGAGAGAGAGACCGGCAACUCGAGAGGGAGCGCGACCGCGAACUCCUCCACAAGCGUUCUACUGUCUUCGAGAACCUUUCUGCCGUCGAGUUAGACGAGCCUGCAUUCAACAAUACACAGGCCGCCGUGAUUCAGACCAGCAGUGAAAUCAGCCCCGAGGAUAUCAAAGACGCCGCCUUGCAGCGUACGCCACGCGCGGUUCGCCAGCAACCUGUCCCCCAGCAGCAGCAGCAGCAUCAGCAGCAGCAUCAGCAGCAGCUGCAACUGCAGCAGCUGCAAGCAAAUCUUUUCAACGUCGAGACAUCGUUGCGACGCACAGAGAGCCGUCGGCUCAAGGAACCCGCCGCUAAAGAGACGUCAGUCAGGAAGCGGCGCCACAGCUUAGACUAUAACGACGCAGAGCUACACGCCAUGAGCUACUCAGACUUGAGGGGCCAGGAAUUUGACUUUGACCCGCAGGCGGCUGCUCUGCAGCAGCAGGCGGCACUGCCGGCGGGCGGGCCCAUAGAGGAGCGGUUGGAGCACUACAAGCGCAAGGGCAGCCUCGACCAGCACGAGUUCUUCACCCGCAUCACGGUUGACGAGUGGGACGAGGCCGGCGACUGGUUUCUCGAGCAGUUCACAUCGGUCGUUCAAAAUAUGAAGAAGGCCCGCCGCAACAAGCGCAAGCUGAUCCAGUCGUUUGAGGGCGAAGUUGCGGCCCGCGAGGAAGCCGUCCGCGUUAAGAUUGAGGGCAUAGGGCGCACUCUAGAAGAUCUGAAGCAGGAGGGCCAGACCAUGAUGCAGGGAAAGGACAUGGAUUUGGAGUUUUGA